GGCGUAACCAGGAAGCGCGGUGAAAGCGCCUUGCCCUGGAAGAGCAUCGACUUUCGCUUCUUCGCCGAUCAUGGCUGCUAGCAACCGGGGCACGGAGUUAGAUCUCACAUGGCUUUCACGGGUUCGGGUGAAUCACCCAGCUGUUCUAAAGCGGGCAGCGCAGAUUGAAACGCAACGGGCCAUGAAAAAGAGUUGGCUGGCAGCUUGGCUUUUGAGAGCCGUCACCUGCAUAGACCUCACCACCCUUUCUGGAGAUGACACCCCGUGCAGUGUUUGCCGAUUGUGCCACAAAGCCAAGCAUCCCAUCCGAGAGGAUUUGUUACAAGCCUUGAAAAUGCACGAUAAAGGCAUCACCACAGCAGCUGUUUGUGUCUAUCCCAGAGUAGCCGAUGCAGUUAAGGCUCUCAAAUCUGCUGGCUGCCAUAUCCCAGUAGCUUCAGUGGCAGCUGGAUUCCCAGCAGGACAGACGCCUCUAAAAACUCGUUUAGAGGAGAUCCAGCUAGCCGUGGAAGAUGGGGCCAAAGAGAUUGAUAUUGUCAUUAAUCGAACCUUUGUACUGACAGGCCAAUGGGAAGACCUUUAUGAAGAAAUCCGUCAAUUCCGCAAGGCCUGCGGCGACAUUCACAUGAAAACUAUCUUGGGGACAGGAGAUCUGGGAUCGCUUACAAAUGUCUACAAAGCCAGUCUUGUAGCCAUGAUGGCAGGAUCCGAUUUUAUCAAGACGUCUACCGGAAAAGAAGCGGUGAAUGCUACUUUCCCAGUGGGGCUGGUCAUGGUGAGAGCUAUUAGAGACUACUACUGGAAAACUGGCUAUAAGGUUGGAUUCAAACCUGCAGGAGGCAUUCGCAAAGCCAAAGAGGCCUUGAUCUGGCUUUCCCUGAUGAAGGAGGAACUGGGAGAAGAAUGGUUGAAACCAGAACUUUUUCGCUUGGGUGCCAGUACUUUGCUGGGAGACAUUGAAAAACAGAUUUAUUAUCACGUGACCGGCAGAUACCCAGCUUCCUAUGACCUGCCCAUGGCUUAGACUGGUGACGGAUUUAUGCUGUGAAAGAGAGAAAGAUUUAAACCAACAAUGUUCUGGAUUAUUCCCACCCCCCCGCCCCCCUCCCCGAAACCAGGUCCUUACUAAGUGCUUUACAAAACGGAUUAAAACUGUGAUGCCUCCAUUUCACAGUUUCAGUGUUCUUAGAAUGGCCCAAGGCCCAGGUGAAUCAAUGGAGAAAUCUUUGAAUGUUGAAAAUGUCUAGUGUUAAUAUUUUGUAGGCACACAUCGUCUUCAGCCUGGAUUUCAGGAAACAAACAGGAAACGAUUAUUUUAGGGUGAAUUUUGUACUUGAAAUUAAGCAUUUGUCAAUUGCCAUAUAUAUAAAUAAAGUGUACCAAAAACUAACGAUCAGCAAUGUUGGAAUAGAUCAUGAUAAAAGCACCUCAGUGGCUCAAGAGUUUCAAAAUGAUGCUAUUUAGUCUAUUUAGAAAGCAUAUGAAUCCAAACUGGUGUGUGUUAUGAGGGGAAGAUAUAACUGUGGCCCAACCUUGCAGUCCUGACUAGGAGUGUGCUCAAUCAAUCAUGCCUUCUUCACGUUAAGAAAUAACAGUGGAAUUAUUUGAAAUCUUUUCUUCCCCUGAAAAGGUUCUACAGAGCAGGGGUCUCCCACCUUGGCAACUUUAAGACUUGUGGACUUCAACUUUCAGAAUUCCUCAGCCAGCAACCAAUCUAGCCAAAGUUAUCUGAGAUUCUAGUAGCUUGUUAUCUGAAUUCUCUCAUACAUACAACUAACAGGAUGUGACAGUACUGAAAAGGGCCAGAAGUUUUCUGGGCCAAAUUAGCAUAGACAUCAUCACCCUAUCAGCAAUUGCAAGAAUUGCUACCCUGUUUCCCCGAAAAAAAGACCUAACCAGAAAAAUAAGUUCUAGCAUUUUUUCAGGAUGCUCAUAAUAUAAGCCCUACCCCCAAAAUAAGCCCUAGUUAAGAUUGUCAGCCAAGAUUUGGAUAAGAAUUUGGUGGAUUAUUCAAAAUGUACUGAAGAAGAAGAUAAAGUUCCUGCCGCAAUUUUUCCUUUUGGGAAUUAUAAAGGAUUGUACAGGGAUUGAGACUAAAUUGAUUCUGAAUUUAAUAACAGCAGCAAGACUGUUGAUUGGACAAUUCUGGAAGAAAGAAGAGGUACCUACAAUAGAAGAAUGGAUACUGAAAGUCAUUAAUUUGGCUGAGAUGGCUAAAAUCUCAGCUUUUUAAAAAGACAAUAUGCAGGAAAGAUAUUUAAUUGAAUGGAAAAAAUGGAUUGAUUAUCUACAAAACAGAUAUCAGAUUAAGAAAUAUCAGAUUGCCUUUGAAUAAUUAGGAAGUAUUAUUUUAUGUAAUGGGGAGGGGGUUGGGAGAUGAAAAGAUUUGGAUGAGGUUAAUUGGAUUAGAAGGGAAAAUUUUACUCUAUGUUUGGUUUAUGUAUAACAAUACCUUGUGAUUGACCC
This is a messenger RNA of Ahaetulla prasina, 2466 nucleotides long. It is a transcript of the gene DERA, whose product is annotated as deoxyribose-phosphate aldolase. Gene Ontology annotation, biological process: deoxyribonucleotide catabolic process; carbohydrate catabolic process. The record is from RefSeq and is a predicted model, not a curated record. Gene Ontology annotation, cellular component: cytoplasm. Gene Ontology annotation, molecular function: deoxyribose-phosphate aldolase activity. Lineage: Eukaryota; Metazoa; Chordata; Lepidosauria; Squamata; Colubridae.